UGUUGGGAGAGGACCUGGCCAGCGACGCACAGGUUGAGGGCAUCGUGGGACAGAACCUGCAGCUGAAAUGUCCGUUCACACUGAACAAUGGAGAUGCACUAUACAAGAACAGCUGGAAGAUGUUGAAUGAAGGCUCCCUGGUGACGGUCUACAGUUACUACCAAGACCCGAGCAACCCGCGGCAUCCGCUGCGCCAUCUAGUGAACAGAUCCGAAGUUGUCUGUACUAAGAAGGAGUGCGUGCUUACGAUCGAGCGCGUGCAGGCGGAGGACGAGGGCACUUACGAGUGCGACAUCGAAUUCGACCGGAAAGUAGGACAGAGCAAAGUGUUUCAUCUCUCCGUCUACAGUACGUAA
This is a messenger RNA of Priapulus caudatus, 356 nucleotides long. RefSeq lists its product as uncharacterized. The record is from RefSeq and is a predicted model, not a curated record. Lineage: Eukaryota; Metazoa; Priapulida; Priapulimorpha; Priapulimorphida; Priapulidae.